AUGGUUAGGGCUUGUUUCAGCUUUUCUCUCUUUCUUCUGCAGUCUUGCUUUGUCUCUCCCACGCCAUUUCCUAAACUCGAGCAUUUGCUGUUAGAUACGCAAGACAUCACCCGAUCUCUGCUUCAACGGCAAGCCAGCACGACGUCGACUCUUCUCAGGACAAGCGACAAGCACCCACCUGGGUUACAGCCCCCCGCGCACCAGAAACCCCGAGGGGUUUCCAUUUUUCAGAUUCUCUCAGUUCAGAAUCCGGCGACCGUUCAGAGCGGUUCGCUCUGGCGGGACCCAUGUAUCGAGGACACGCUGGCGGGCAACUAUCGAGUAGGACCAGACUACCAUGUCGAAUACUCUCCACAAGAGUCGCACCCGGGGGAGCAAAGCCAAACUCCGCACGCAUACGACUCACACCACCAUCAUCGAGCUAAUCCGAUGCAGCAACAUUCAGGACACGGCGGCUUACACGAGCAGCCCGCCUCACACUCCCACCAUACAAUGUCGCAACAUCAUCCUGCCCACCAUCACCACCACCAGAUCCUGAUGGAUCCGGGCCAUCUGGGAGGGCACCCGGCGGCCAGGCACAUGGGCCAUCAACCUCCGCACUAUGGUGCAGGCCCCUCGCCUCAUGCUGUCGUCGGCGCGCCAUUGUAUCCGUCGUUAACACCAACUCAGUCGCACAGCGCAGGUUCGAAGCGCCCACGGCCGGACGACCUUGAUCUCUCAGUUCCCGGCAUCCCCGACCUCGAGCAAGGUGACCUCGAUCCCAUGCAGCAGUCUUCCAUGGGAGCUGCGUACGCACAGGCGGCGGCGGCGGCGGCUCCAACCCAUCAUCAUCAUAGACUCCCAGAUCAGGGACCGCCAUCCAAAAUAAUGAGGCGCGACGGCGAAGGAGGUAUGGGCAGUGGGGUAGGAGGCGCACCAAGUGUGGUAGGACAGGUUGGGAUGCCUGCGCCUGCACCGCGACCAAGGGGCCCAAAAUUGAAGUUUACUCCAGAAGACGACGCACUCCUCAUCGAUCUGAAGGAAAACAAAAGCUUGACUUGGAAGCAGAUAGCAGACUUCUUCCCUGGACGCUCUUCCGGAACCCUCCAGGUCCGCUAUUGUACUAAGUUGAAAGCAAAGACUACACAGUGGACAGAUGAAACAGAUCAAAAGCUUCGAACGGCACUUCAAGACUACGAAAACGAGAAAUGGCGCUAUGUCUCAAACAAAGUUGGCCCAGGAUUCACUCCACAGGCCUGUCGUGAACGAGCUGCACAGUUGUCCGGCGAGAUGCCAGAAGAGGUCGGCGCAGAAGAGAGCUUAUAG
This is a messenger RNA of Xylaria bambusicola, 1305 nucleotides long. RefSeq lists its product as uncharacterized. The coding region runs from base 1 to 1305 and encodes 434 amino acids. Lineage: Eukaryota; Fungi; Ascomycota; Sordariomycetes; Xylariales; Xylariaceae. The transcript is spliced from 3 exons. The record is from RefSeq and is a predicted model, not a curated record.